UUAAACAAACUUAGGAUUAUCCAACUUGAAAGCCAUAAUUGCCGGUAAUCCCAUACAUUCAAUAGCAACAAUAAGGUCAAGACCUAUUGUCCACCAUGGUUACAGCAGACGAGAAGCAUACACAAAUUCAUAUACGCGGUUUCUUUCAGAACUAAAUCUAGAAUUUUUCGAUAAGAAUGUCUCGCAUGGACAAGCCAUUUGGUAACCGUCCUUACGAUAGACAAGGACAGCGCUUCAGUAAGCAUGGCCCCGUUCGUCCGCAUGGAACAGAUUAUAACUACGAGCCUCCUCGACGAAUGUUGGUGGCUUUGAAACAAGGCAUGAUGCAUCCAAAACCACCGACGUACCGUAGAAUGGAUAUGGAUAGUUUUUUAAGGAAACUGCCGAUUGAGCAUUCUAGGACUUCUACUUCAAGAAGUGCAGAUGAUUUCAAGAGCGCCUCUAUAACUUUAUUCAAGCCGGCAGAGAGGCCCUUGUCUGGAACUAGAAUUACAGAAACAGGACGAAAUCUUCAGUCUAGAGGAUAUAACCCACUCGAGACAGGUGGGACGGCAGAGUUUUUAAAACAAAAUGAAGACGAAAGAAAUUUUCAAGAAGAAAUGGAAUACAGAACCAGUACAGGACACCCGUCAGCGCGUUACGAUCCUAGAGAGGCUUACACGUACAUGCCCGAAGCUUAUCUGGCAAAAAGCGCACAAGAGAUGAGAUUUAAUGGAUACGCAGCUAGAUAUCUUGCACCAAGGUUAUCAGGAGGCUGGAGGUACUCAUUAAGACAAGAACCCUUUGUAGAUUUGCGUGGUCAAAGGCCUAUCCCAGCUACUAUCUAUAGUCGUUAUAGAAGUACUCACCCAUUAAUAAGCGUAUCCUCUCAACCAUGGAAGUGAAAGUAGAUUUUCAUUCUCAACUGGAAACCAGGAAUAAUUACACCAACGUACAAUCCUUAAUAUUAGAAAAGAAAUGCUAUGAUGCUACGCUCAUUGCUACCUUGUGGAAGAGCUCUGACCAACAAGUUCAAUUGUUAAAAUUUAGUUUUUUUAUUAUACAGUUUAAGUAUGUUUUAUUAUCAUUUAAAACAACAACUUGAGAGUGUAACAAUGUAAAUAAGACAAAAGUGUUAUUAGCGUUUGAAAAUAAAGACAACGUUCUGGGAAAUCAGAAA
Molecule: messenger RNA, 1159 nt
Organism: Actinia tenebrosa (Australian red waratah sea anemone)
Lineage: Eukaryota; Metazoa; Cnidaria; Anthozoa; Actiniaria; Actiniidae
Product: sperm microtubule inner protein 8
Source: RefSeq, a predicted model, not a curated record